Molecule: messenger RNA, 783 nt
Organism: Bufo bufo (common toad)
Lineage: Eukaryota; Metazoa; Chordata; Amphibia; Anura; Bufonidae
Product: histone H3
Exons: 1
Coding region: 166-576 (136 amino acids)
Cellular component (GO): nucleosome
Molecular function (GO): structural constituent of chromatin; protein heterodimerization activity; DNA binding
Source: RefSeq, a predicted model, not a curated record
AUUGGUAACGGAAGUUUUGGCGGGCACAUCAUUGUACGAAUAAACCAAUAGGGAUGUAGGGGUGUGGUUUACAUGAGCCAAUGAGGACGAGGCCGGGAGUAUAAAUGAUCUGCACGGUCCGCUCCUCACCUCAUUCUCUUGCUGUGUACAGAUCUCUGCAGAGCCAUGGCCAGAACCAAGCAGACAGCGCGUAAGUCCACCGGCGGGAAAGCUCCCCGCAAGCAGCUGGCCACUAAGGCCGCCAGGAAGAGCGCCCCCGCCACUGGCGGAGUCAAGAAGCCUCACCGCUACCGCCCCGGGACCGUCGCUCUCCGGGAGAUCCGGCGCUACCAGAAGUCCACCGAGCUGCUCAUCCGGAAGCUGCCCUUCCAGCGCCUGGUGAGAGAGAUCGCCCAGGACUUCAAGACCGACCUUCGCUUCCAGAGCUCGGCCGUCAUGGCCCUGCAGGAGGCCAGCGAGGCUUACCUGGUCGGGCUCUUCGAGGACACCAACCUCUGCGCCAUCCACGCCAAGCGGGUCACCAUCAUGCCCAAGGACAUCCAGCUGGCCCGCAGGAUCCGAGGGGAGAGGGCUUAGAUCUGCGCCCCGCACCCAACAAAGGCUCUUCUCAGAGCCACCACCUCCUCCAGAGACGAGCUCCACUCCGCCCUUCAUUCUCCACCUCUGCUCACAGGAGGCGGGUUAACCCUUUCAGCGCUCUAAUUAGUAAGAGCAGUUCCUUUAUUCUAAAAGCGCUCUCUGUAUCUCCCCCCGUCUAUCAGGGACUCGCUGACCGUGACCGAU